AUGAUUCAUCGGGAAGACGAUAGGUAUUAUCUCGAGGAGGGUUCUCCAACUCGAUUGAAACAAGAUUCUGAGUACUCUGCCAUCUCAAGAAUUAAUGGUGUUGAUGUCCUAGAAUAUCUUGAGAGACAAUCACUGGCCGAUUCUUUCCAAGACCCUGACUCUUUAUACAACGCUCUACUUUUCGGACCUUACAACAACUUUCUUCUUCCGACGUUUUACCCUGGAGCUGAAACAGUAAUUGACUUUGUAAAUGGCACGACCCAAAUAUAUCCUAUUGUGGCUUUCGUUCGAGAGAAUCUUACCGACAUAGGGAGCGCCAACGAUAUUUACGAAAAGUUUUGUAUCCCUCCGGAUGAAUCUGAAGAAGCCACAUCAUCAUCGAGAAAGGCAUCAGUCCUGGCACCGAGGUUAACCCGAAGAGUGCUGGAAUCACAACAAAACCCUUUUCCAAACGAAUAUGACCCAUCUGGAGCCAUUCAAGGAUUUUGGGGCGGUGAUAUUUCCGACCAGGUCGCCAUCCUGGGAAUAUAUGGGUUCUCUCCAGAUACGGAUGAGACAGAAAGCUUUUUCCAGGAAACGUUACGCAACAUAUUACAGCAAUCUACACAGAAUGGGACGGACAAGCUCAUAAUUGAUUUGAGGGGCAAUGGAGGUGGUACUGUCUUUCUAGCUCUCGACACUCUGGUACAGCUUUUCCCCGACACUACACCCGACACAAGCUCUAAUCUUCGGGCAUCGGCGGCCAUGUCUGCAUUAAUACAAAGUUCCAGCACUAAUACUACCCUGGCUCAAGAUCAGAAUACGACAACCGAUCUCGAUGAAACUGAAGUUCUUGGGGAAUAUAAUAACUCUCUAUUCGCAUGGCAAUUAAUCCUUAAACCAGACGGAUCUUUGUUCAAGGAUAUCGAUGAUUACUACGGGCCCUAUUCAUUUGGUCCUGGACAUUUUACUGCCAAGUUUCAACAGAAUUACACAAAUAACGAUAGAAAUAUACUUGAUCCAUCGAAAUUUGACAUGACUAUUGCCAACCCAGAAGCUAGGCGACCCUUUGCUCCGGAGAAUAUGGUGAUCCUGACAGACGGAACAUGUGCAUCUGCAUGUUCAAUCCUCGUCGAAAACCUUAAGAACAAGUUCGGAAUUAUGAGUAUUACUAUAGGUGGCCGGGCACAAUAUACGCCUAUGCAGACAGUAGGUGGUGUGAAAGGAAGCAGACUCUUCCCCGCUGCCUUCUUUGACGAGGUAACGCCAUUAUACAACAAUAUGGUUCAAGAGGACGAAUCGUUAGCAGAUCCAAUAUUUGACUCAUGGACUACGCUAGCUUCGCGACGAUUCAAGGACCUGAGGGUGAAUGGGAUGAAUGCCUUCCGGAUUGGUGACCCCACCAACACGCCUAUACAUUUUAUCUACGAAGCCUCCGAUUGCCGAAUCUGGUGGACACCAGAGAUGCUCGUCGAUCAGACGGUGCUUUGGAACAGGGUCGCGGAAAUUGCAUUCGACAGACCACAUGGAAGUAUCAUGUCGUCUGAAUGGUGCGUGUCAGGAAGCACGGGAGAUCCUACCAGCAUCAGUGGCGGGUUGAAGCGAGGAGAAAUCGGGCCACAGACACCCCCAAAGGAGGUAUUCCCGAGGUAUGCCGGCUGGAUCAUCAACGGUACAAUUACUACGGACGAAGAGUUGCCAGAGCAUGAUUCGUACGGGCCGGGAACCAUCAGUGAUGGCUCUUCCUCUUCGUCCUCGGGACAACCUACUGACUCAGCAGCGCUUCAGGACUUUCGAGACUAUUGCUCUGAAUAUACCGGUGAUGCUUGGCUCAUUGUGUUGAUGUGUGCGGCUGUAAACUAG
Exophiala bonariae is the source of this 1842-nucleotide messenger RNA. RefSeq lists its product as uncharacterized. NCBI's taxonomy places the organism in Eukaryota, Fungi, Ascomycota, Eurotiomycetes, Chaetothyriales, Herpotrichiellaceae. Gene Ontology annotation, molecular function: serine-type peptidase activity. Bases 1 to 1842 code for a protein of 613 amino acids. The transcript has 3 exons. Gene Ontology annotation, biological process: proteolysis. The record is from RefSeq and is a predicted model, not a curated record.